Dichomitus squalens LYAD-421 SS1 is the source of this 243-nucleotide messenger RNA. RefSeq lists its product as uncharacterized. NCBI's taxonomy places the organism in Eukaryota, Fungi, Basidiomycota, Agaricomycetes, Polyporales, Polyporaceae. The record is from RefSeq and is a predicted model, not a curated record. The transcript is spliced from 2 exons. The coding region runs from base 1 to 243 and encodes 80 amino acids.
AUGCCGAUAUUGUAUGGAAUACUGCAACGCUUGACAGCGCGUAUUACACCUUUCCACACGUAUGCAGGGUAUCAGUAUAGUCGUCCUUGCCGAGCAGUGAGAAGUAAACGCACACCUGUCGUAUGGCCUGGCUCAAUGCACAAGAUUGUUGCCUCGUCAAAGCCAGACCUGAAAGAAGACGGGCUGAACGACCGCACGUUGACCGAAAACACGUCCGCGGACGGGCCUGGUAUCGACGUCUAA